This is a messenger RNA of Anopheles coustani, 975 nucleotides long. RefSeq names its product clavesin-2-like. The transcript is spliced from 2 exons. Gene Ontology annotation, cellular component: membrane. The coding region runs from base 1 to 975 and encodes 324 amino acids. The record is from RefSeq and is a predicted model, not a curated record. Gene Ontology annotation, molecular function: phosphatidylinositol bisphosphate binding. NCBI's taxonomy places the organism in Eukaryota, Metazoa, Arthropoda, Insecta, Diptera, Culicidae.
AUGCCUAGUGCGCCAGAGGUUAACAAGUGUCCGGUUGAGUACGACUCGUACCGUCCGGUAGAUUCAGCACUGCACCGACAGAUUGCUCGCGAUGAACUGCAUGAGGAACCGGCCAUUGUCGAACAGGCCCUACGCCAGAUGCGCGAAUGGAUUGCUAAGAACCCGAGCAUCUUGGCCUCCCGCACCGAUGCCUCGUUCUUGCUGCGCUUUUUGCGCGUCCGCAAGUUCUCCCACGUGGCCGCUUGCGACACGCUCGAACGUUUCCUGAUAAUGCGCCAACGGUUCCCGGCGUGGUACGGUAACCUGGACCCCUCGGAACCAUGGGUGCAGGAUGUGAUCGAUAGUGAAUUUUUGCUACCACUGGGUCGGGACGACAAAGGUCGCACCGUGUUCCUGAUGCGAUACGCCAAUCUGGACAUCGAUCAGCACGACGUGGUUCGACAGAUACGCUUCUUUACGAUGGUAUUCGAGUGUCUGUUCGAAGAUGCGCUGUGCAGUAUUGGCGGACUCGUGCUGUUCUCCGACCACUCGCAUGUGCCGAUGAAGGCCUUCGCCCAGUGGUCUCUGACCGAGAUUAGGAACUACAUAGAUUGCGUUACAAAAUCGCAUCCGAUUCGCAUGAAGGAGGUGCAUGUGAUGAACCUUCCGCUGUUCGGUGCAACCGUCGGAGAAUGGGUCAUGAGUUGUUGCAGCGAGAAGCUGCGCAGUCGCCUCAAGUGUUACCCCUCGGUGGACGACUUCGUACGGAAAACCGAUCUGAAGGCAAUGUUGCCGACGGCAUACGGUGGCAAACAGGAUGCAGCGAAGCUUAAACAAAACUUGCGGGACAUGCUUGACCGCAACAGGCACAUCAUCGUCGGGCUGGAUGCUAUGAAGGUGGACGAGAAACGUGCGACAGCGUCCCACCAUCCAUGUAACCGAGCAGAUCUCGAUACUGGUGUGGUCGGCAGCUUUCGGAAGUUGAAUCUUGAUUAG